Dryobates pubescens (Downy woodpecker) is the source of this 1381-nucleotide messenger RNA. It is a transcript of the gene METTL23, whose product is annotated as methyltransferase like 23. NCBI's taxonomy places the organism in Eukaryota, Metazoa, Chordata, Aves, Piciformes, Picidae. The record is from RefSeq and is a predicted model, not a curated record. The transcript has 4 exons. Gene Ontology annotation, cellular component: cytoplasm; nucleus. The coding region runs from base 245 to 1003 and encodes 252 amino acids.
GGACAGCGCAGGGCCCCUCGCGGCACCAACCCACGAGGAAGAACCCCAUCCCGCCCCGCCGGGCCACCGGCGCGGCCCGGUUUAAUCGUGACCCAGGGGAGAAGCCCCCAACAGCGCCCCACCCGCCACCAUCAGCGCCCGCGGCGCUCCGCAUGACGCCAUCUCCGGAGAAGGCUCGGAUUGGUCCGUGCGGCCUGGUUGCGGACGUAGCCGCCUGUGAUUGGCCGGCGGCCCUGGCGCGAACAUGGCGGAGCCACAGCGGGGCUGCGUGCGGCGGUACCGCUUCAUUGAGGGACCGGCUACGCUGGUGCUACGCAUCCCCGAGGUACCGCCUCGGGAGGGAGCGGGAGGGAUGGCAGAGAAGGAGGGACCCCCCCUUGCCAGCGCCCCUCACGGUGUGUUUCAGAUGCUGCACUCGCAGUAUGGCAUGUACGUGUGGCCCUGCGCCGUGGUCCUGGCCCAGUACCUCUGGGCGCACCGGGGAAGUCUGCCCGGCAAGCGAGUGCUGGAGAUCGGUGCGGGUGUGAGCCUUCCCGGGGUGCUGGCAGCCAAGUGCGGUGCUAAGGUGACCCUGUCCGACAGCGAGGAGCUGCCCCAGUGCCUACAGAACUGCCGGAGGAGCUGCCUGCUGAACCACCUGCCCCACAUACCUGUCAUAGGGCUCACCUGGGGGCAGCUGUCUCCAGAGCUGCUCGCCCUUGCACCUGUAGACAUCAUUUUAGGAUCUGACGUCUUUUUUGACCCCAAAGAUUUUGAAGAUAUUUUAACAACUAUUUACUUCCUGCUGGAGAAGAAUCCACAGGCUCAGUUCUGGACUACUUAUCAAGUCCGAAGUGCUGACUGGUCUAUUGAAGCUCUGCUCUGCAAGUGGAAGCUGAAAAGCACCCACAUUCCCUUACACUCCUUUGGUGCAGACAAGGAGCACUUGGCCAGCUCCUCUCUACCAGGAAGACACACAAUUGAAAUGAUGAUCAUCUCACUAGCACAACCAGGUGGUACUUGACUUUAUUCUCCUUGCUGGUUCCAAUACAAGGCUUCACUGUUGCCUGCAGAAGAGUUCUGUUUACAGCACACCUGUCAUUGUGUGGGAAUUGACUCCCCUUAGCAGCACCUCACACCACAUGCACUGUAUGAAUAAAGCUGCUCAUUGCUCAGCUCUGGCUUUUGGGAAUUUGUGUUCCUCCCCAGAGACCACAGAAUAGUUCAAAGACUACAUCCCAGCAUGUAACCCACUGCAGUUUAACAGCCUGACAAUCCAAAAGAUAGAACUGAAAUUCACAACUUAGCUUUGAAGAGAACUACACUCUUCCAAGGUAAGAUACCUGCAAGAUGCAUUUCCCAGACUGAAGCUCUUCCCCAAAGAUUCAUACUCCCAAAGAAG